GAGCGGCAGAGGGGGGUUAGUAGAAAAGAAAAAGAAAGAAAGGAAAAAAAAAACUCGAGUGUGUGCUCUGAAAGUCAUGCAAGUUGUCUCCUCUAUGCGUGUGUGUUUCCACGGUGAUGUCUGGAGAGCAGGCUUCUUCUGAAGCUCCGGCUGGUGCCAGGCAUCGACGCAGGAGCGAGCUAGAAGGGUAUUCGGCGUCUCUCGCUUCCCUCAAGCUCUCCCCCAUGUACCCGGAGGAGGAGCAGCGCACCACGGGGGGCAUGUCCUCCAGCGCUCACUACCUAAACGGGACCUUCGAGUACACCACCAACCCCGAAGCCUCGAACUCGUCAGCAGAUUACUACCCGGCUCCUGCGGAUCUACAGGUGGCCCCGGAGCCUCAGGACGAAAGCCUGCAGCCUUUGACGAACGGCUCCUCCAGCCCACUGGUCUUCAUUCCUUCGGGUCCACAGAUCUCUCCAUUCAUCAGCCAUUCUCCUGUGGGACAGCAUGCGGCUCAGCAGGUGCCCUACUACCUGGAAACAUCAGGAACCUCCAAUUACAGGUCAGAUGGGUCCAGUGUAUUAGCCAGUGCAGGAUCAAGAGUGGAUCUGUGCAGUGCCACCGGGAGGCAGGAUGUGUACAGCACUGUGGGAGCCUCGGGACCAUCAGGGGCUUCGGGGACUUCAGGAGCAGUGGGGUUGGUGAAGGAGAUCCGAUAUUGCGCUGUGUGCAGCGACUACGCCUCAGGAUACCACUACGGAGUCUGGUCCUGCGAGGGCUGCAAGGCAUUCUUCAAGCGCAGCAUACAAGGCCACAACGACUAUGUGUGUCCAGCGACAAACCAGUGCACCAUCGACCGGAACCGCAGGAAGAGCUGUCAAGCAUGUCGUCUGCGCAAAUGCUAUGAAGUGGGAAUGAUGAAAGGAGGGUUCCGUAAGGAGCGAGGCGGUCGCAUCAUUAAGCACCACAGAAGGCACAGUGGACUGAAACGAGGUUAUGGCGAAGCAAAAAAUGUUUCUGAUGUGAGGGAAGCACCACUAUUGGACGGGCGAGGCAGCUCUGGGAUCGGGAUCGAAGGCAGGGUAGCUGGUGUGGUGUACAUGGCUCCGGAGCAGGUGUUGCUGCUGCUGUUGAGGGCAGAACCGCCCACCCUUUGCUCGCGACAGAAACACAGCCGCCCCUACAGCGAGCUCACCAUGAUGAGUCUCCUCACCAACAUGGCCGACAGGGAGCUCGUUCACAUGAUCGCCUGGGCCAAGAAAGUGCCUGGAUUCCAGGAACUCUCUCUGCAUGAUCAGGUGCAGCUGUUGGAAAGUUCCUGGCUGGAUAUUUUGAUGAUUGGCCUCAUUUGGAGGUCCAUCCACUCACCUGGAAAACUCAUCUUCGCACAGGACCUCAUACUCGACAGGAGUGAGGGCGAGUGUGUGGAGGGCAUGAGUGAAAUAUUUGAUAUGUUGCUCGCCACCGUGGCUCGUUUCCGCACCCUGAAACUCAAGUCAGAGGAGUUUGUGUGCCUCAAAGCCAUCAUUCUGCUCAACUCUGGUGCAUUUUCAUUCUGCUCCUCCCCCAUGGAGCCCCUGAGGAACAGCUUCAUGGUGCAGUGUAUGAUUGAUAACAUUACGGACGCUCUCAUACACUACAUCAGCCAAUCAGGAAUCUCGGUGCAGCUCCAGUCCAGGCGUCAGGCCCAGCUCCUGCUUUUGCUCUCGCACAUCAGACACAUGAGCUAUAAAGGGAUGGAGCACCUGUACAGCAUGAAGUGCAAGAACAAAGUGCCUCUGUACGAUCUGCUGCUGGAGAUGCUGGAUGCACAUAGGCUCCGCCCACUGGGCAAAUUGUCAAGGAACUGGGCUGAUAGAGUGUCGUCUUCACCCAAUACAACCCCCACAACCCCGACCUCCUCCACCACUACCACCACCACCACCACCACCACCCAUCAACACAACCACCACAGCAGCAUCUCCACGUGUCCUACAGAUUUACAGUCCAACCCACCGCACCCUGACCAAAGCUCCAGCCCCUAAAAACCGCUGCAAUCACUGUAUAAACGCCUAAUAUUAUCCAUCGCAUGGUGCUUGUGGUUGGUUUUAAGGAUGGAGCUGAAUUUAAUCAUGUCCUCUGUGAUUUAGUUUCUCUGCGUACAGCUUGGCUCUCGAUUUUUUUUUUUUAACUGAAACGGAUUGUUGACGCAAAUUUAAAUAGACCUUCUAGAGCACCACAAAAUCACUAAGAACCUUUAACUUUUAUAGAAAGGUUCCUGUUUUAGUUACGACGCAACGUUUUUUGAGCAACACGAUUCUUUUGCUUCUAGACAACAAACACGGUCAUUUAAUGGAGGGAAGUCGGUGCCAAAGAGCCGCAGUCCAGACGGAAGUGCAUGGUGUUGAACUACAGAAUAGGAGACAUGUUGGUUCCUUUCGUUUGUGAGUGUGGGGGUGAGGGAGUCUGAUUACAUCUUCUCUCCUGUUCUCCAGCUCACACAAGUUCUUUUGUUAGAGACAAAAAUGCCCAUUUGGACUUUGGUUUGUCGCGUAUAAACAAAAGAAACACGCAUGUGUCUCAAAAACCAUAAAGACGAUGUUUCCCAAGUCAGUAAAUCAAGAUACAAAUAUUGUAUACAUGGGGAAAGGUCUUUGUAUUCAGACGGAUCUUGUACUGGUCCUCACAACUAUUUCCUGGGGGGUUUCCUUUCAAAUUAUGCAAAUCACCAGUGUAUAAACUAUAACUUUGGCAGACGUGUUUUUAAUAGUAACAUCAGCACAUUUCUUUAAACUCAAGAGGAUUCUAAUAUAAAGCUGAAGGACAGUUGUGAUGAAAGCUAUCUAGCAUGUUUCAAACUUAUUUUUCUUACUGGAUUAAUAAAAUAAUUCUAAAAUUGUCAGUUUUUUUGGUAACGCGCUCACAAUCUGGCCAAAAGUAUUAGGACCCCUGACUUUACCAUCCAUAUGUGUUUUUCCCGAAACCUUUAGCACAAUGUUGUAGACGCACAAUCGUAUCGAACGUCUUUGGAUGUGGUGCAAUGAAGUUUUCCCUUCAGUUAAACCAGGAGACCCAAACCUGUGUACAAAUCUAUAUAUACAGUGGAACCUCGGGUUACGAACGCCCCGGCAUACGUAUAAUUCAGGUUACGAAUCGCAGUUCAUCAAAAUUUUUGCCCCUGGU
Silurus meridionalis is the source of this 3144-nucleotide messenger RNA. RefSeq names its product estrogen receptor 1 (gene esr1). The record is from RefSeq and is a predicted model, not a curated record. Gene Ontology annotation, cellular component: nucleus. NCBI's taxonomy places the organism in Eukaryota, Metazoa, Chordata, Actinopteri, Siluriformes, Siluridae. The transcript has 8 exons. Bases 117 to 2006 code for a protein of 629 amino acids. Gene Ontology annotation, molecular function: steroid binding; sequence-specific DNA binding; nuclear estrogen receptor activity. Gene Ontology annotation, biological process: regulation of DNA-templated transcription; steroid hormone receptor signaling pathway.